Geodia barretti is the source of this 4371-nucleotide messenger RNA. NCBI's taxonomy places the organism in Eukaryota, Metazoa, Porifera, Demospongiae, Tetractinellida, Geodiidae. The record is from the annotation of a GenBank genome assembly.
CAUGUUUGAAGGUCUAAGUCAGUACAUACACGAUCUCCAAAGCAUGUUUGAAGGUCUAAGUCAGUACAUACACGAUCUCCAAAGCAUGUUUGAAGGUCUAUAUAACUCAUAUCUCGCACUGAUUCCAUCCCUAUCUCGCCUCCUUUUCGUUGUCCCCCUGGGUGUAGUUGACUUGUUCGCCUUGCCUUGCCUUUCUACCUCGUUACAAAGUUGUUGAGACAUGCCUAUACACUCGUCUCCAUGUAUUACCCCACUUCCCCCCACUGUCUUCACAUCCACAGUUGGUGUCGGUCACGAAGCAGCUGUGCGGUGUGCGAGGCACGGCAGCGGCCGAUUUCUCUCUCUCGCUAAACCGGUUUGUCCAGCAGAUAACCAGUAUAUCUCGUCUGGUGGGUUGUACCCAGGAGACCCUCCAUGCUACCGUCACUACUGCACACCUCAUGGACGCCACUGCCCCGGGCAACUUCCUUCACUCCCCUCUUCAGGAAGAGUCCCAGGUGACUGGGUCAGGGGCAGUGUCUGGCGUUCUCAUCUUCACCGUCCUCUCCGCCCUCAUGGGUCUGGUGAGGGCUGCCUACGAGGAGAAAGAGUGAGUACUUUGCCAGUCUCACCUCCAACAUCCUGCGCAGUGCCCAGCGGGCUCUGGACACCAUUCAACAAACACACGAGUAUGGCUCGCUCCACCUGCAUCCUCUGAGGACCCGUGUGAAGGACAUGGAGCACAAGAUCAAGGUUGCCAUGGACAACCUCAUCAGGAGAGUCAAAAUGGCCGCCUCUCCACAUCCUCUCCCAUAUUUUGUACCGGACAUGUUGCUGUGCAGUCACCAUCUGACGCUGGCCACGCUGGACUACUUGAUGGUGGCCCAGUGUGCCUCUCUCACUCACCGCAUCGUCAUCGUCGGCUGGGAACUCAUGCAGCUGCCCUGGGUCAAAGUCUACGCUGGAUCAGACUCGGGACACGACAGCAAGUCGGAGGCCACUGGGUGUACGGUGGCCGAGCAGCUCAGCUCCAUCUCUGACUCGCCUCCAGCACGGGGGACUCCGGAGUACCCCAGAGGAAGGAGAAGGCAGUGGAGUAUCGUCCGUCUCGUAUCCCCCGCAACGAGAGGGGUAUGGCCUCCAGAAGGAGGGUGGAGGACGGGGAGGAAGAGGAGGAGGAGGGGAGGCUAAGAUUUGACCAGCUAGGUCUGCGAGCCAGCCAGCUCAAGCUGCCCUACUACCGUCACUCCGUUGCUGGUGAUGAGGAGAGGUCCCCUGGCCGCUCCCCUCCUGACACGCCCACAACCCGCUCCGUCUCCUCCGAGUCAUCGAGUGACUCCGGCUCUGCAGGAAGCCCUAGCAGCGAUGCCGAUGCCAGCUCCGUCACUGUUCAGAGGAAGACAUCCGGUGGCGGAGGAGGAGAAGGGGUGGGGCUUGUCUCCGGGGGUUACCUGGGUAGCGAUGCCUUACAGAAACUGAAACUCCACUACCAUGUCAACAAGGCCAUAGCAAAGGGGGCAGAGUUACUGUUCCUGACGGUAACGCCGGAAGGCAAGCCUCCUGAGUGAGAUGUGCGGGAGUGACUCGAGGGAGAGCUACGGAGAGGUGGUCCAGCAGAUGGUGGUGGCCGCUGCCAGGCUCAGCCAGGAGGUGGGUAUGUUGGAGGAAGAUGUACUGGUGGACCAGAGUAGGAGGAAGAGAGAGAGGGACAGCGAGAAGAGUCGGGCAGACAUCGAGGCUGCCGUGAGAACCACACGGCUUGCUUGCCACAUGGCAUCAGGUCCCACAGCUCCAAGCAGUGCAGCCUCUAAGCUGAUGACAGCAGCCAACACACUGAAAGAAACCUGCUCGAGAACAGUUGCGAGUGCCCUGCGAACGGCAGGUCAGCACAGGAGGGCCCUGGAGCAGGCCCAGAGGAUGGAACAGGAGUUUGUGUCCCUCAUGACUGGUCAGAGGAGUGUGGACGGGAGCCUGGCCGCCGACAGUGACGACUGUGGGGAGGAGGAGACAGAGGGAGAGGAGUCAACCAGGAUGAGGAGAUAUUCUUCUAGUGCAAAACUAACUGCAGAUGUAAAUCCAACUGGUGUUCUGUUUGCAGAGAAACCAGCUUCACCUUCUGUGAGGAGAGGAUCUCAGAGUUCAUGGAGCCUGGUAAAGGAGGCUCCUGUGGUCUCCGGGGCAACGGCCCAGCAGCUGGUGACCUGGCUCACCUACCACAGAGCGAUUGAUGCUGAGUUUGCCGACACCUUCCUCCUCACCUUCUCCUCCUUCAUGACCUCUGAGCAACUCCUCACCUCGCUCAUUUCCAGGUUCAGUGUGACUCCACCACACCAGUUGAGCAAGAGGGAGAGAGAGGCCUUCCUGACUGACAUUCUCAUUCCUAUCAGACUCAGGGUGGUGCAUGGCCUCCAAGUUUGGAUCGCUGGGAGUUACGACGAUUUCAAAGAGGGCAACUCCACUCGUUCGCUGCUCAACAAGUUCCUCAAUACUGUUGAGAGUUUCCUCCCAGCCUGUUCCCAGCAGCUGAGGAGGACACUGGCGACCAACGUGAAGUCAGGCCCCUCCCACCUGCAUGCCAGUCCCACGGGGAAACCCCCCUCGUCCCUCAUUCCUCCAGACCUCACCUCGAGCCACGCCUCCAGCCACACCUCCUUUGACCUGCUGGACGUGAACAGUCUGGAGCUGGCACGACAACUGACCCUCACUUUCAGCUACAUCCUGAGGCAGAUCAGGCCCUGUGAGCUACUGAGCCUUGGCUGGCGGGAAGAAGGCACAGCUGGUCUCUGUCCAAACAUCUCUCUCUUCCAGUUCAUGUCCAGGAAGAUGAGUGGUCUUGUGGGGAGAGAGGUGGUGAGAGAGACAGUGGAUGAAGACAGGGCUUCCGUCAUCUCUUACUUCGUCGAGACUGCCAAGAGCUGCAGAGAGCUGAAGAACUUUGCCGGAGUAUUUGCCAUCACGGACGGCCUAUCACAGAGCUCAGUGGGAGAACAGGACCAGGCAUGGCAGCUGGUGACCGAUCAUCUACUGCGGGUCUAUCGGGACCUCCAGGCUCUGGUCUCCCCCGACAACAGUUACCAUAGAUACAGACACGACACGAGAGUGAUCCACCAGUCGCCCAUUGUCCCUCACCUCAGUAUCCUGCUGUCUGACAUGGAGGAGAUUGACAAGACACUCACUGACUACCUGCCACACUCACCAGAGAAAGUGGUGAAUUUCUCGAAGCGACGGGUGCAGGCCGGGCUGGUGAGGCAGCUACAGAGAUGGCAGAGCACUCCGUACAACCUCACUCCAGUCGACAUAAUGCAGAAGUACAUCAGAGAAUUGCCUGCUGACUCUCCACCAGACACAGAGGACGAGAGAUAGCGACUUUCAAACUUCAUACCUUGUAUAUAUAACCAGUCCGUGUUACACCCACUCAACCAGCAUCACUGAUUGGUCUGUCUUUGGUGUGUCUUUGUAAGCAAAUACACAUAGAUUUUAAAACUAUUAUUCUCAUGAGCUAUACUAUCCUCACUCAACCAAGCAUCACUUUAUUAGUUACUUUGUGUGUAGUCAUUUCUGUAUAAAGUUGUCUGUACACUUUUAAUGACCUAAUCUACAGACGACUGUGUACACCACCCGUCCAGAUAGACCCACACAUUAGUGGCAGAGAGAGAAAGAAGGAAGGGAGGGAGGGAGAGAGAGUUAGCGAGCAGUUUGUAAGCGUGGGCGGAGUGGUUCCUAGGAGUGGGCGGAGUCCCGAGACGGGUGUGGCUGUAGCAGUCGUUUGGCCUCGUAGUCCCAGUAUGUCUUCCUGAUGGUGUCCACCUUCUCCGCCAGCAGCCGACACAACUGCAGUCAACACCCACACAAACACACAGUGCAUGGAUGUGUGUAGAAGUCUGUCAGAUGAAGAUGAGUGAUUGCCAUGCAGUAUAAAAUGAUGCAAAACAACCUCACUAUGCAGCAGAGUAUUGAGUAGCGAGGCUGAUGUGGAUGCAUGCAAACGUAAGCUUGCCAUGGGCUAAGAAGUCAGAUACUUGCUUAAUGCUUAAAAUACCGAUCUUUGCCUAAUGAAACAGACUAGAGAUCCUUCCUACUUGUAUCUAUGCAUAGGUGUAAAUUGAUGGGUGAUUUACCUACCGAAGCUGGUGUAAUGGGUGAUGGGUGAUUUAUGCAUGUGUGUGUAGAUGUACAAAUAUAGGAAAGAAACUACACCAGUCUUGCCUAAUGAAACAGACUAGAGAUCCUUCCUACUUGUAUCUAUGCAUAGGUGUAAAUUGAUGGGUGAUUUACCUACCGAAGCUGGUGUAAUGGGUGAUGGGCAUGUGUGUGUGGAUGCACAAAUAUAGGAAAGAAACUACAUCAGUCUUGCCUGCCGAGACUAUAGAGGAAGGACAAACUUCCCCAGAG